Messenger RNA from Myodes glareolus (Bank vole), 396 nucleotides. NCBI's taxonomy places the organism in Eukaryota, Metazoa, Chordata, Mammalia, Rodentia, Cricetidae. The record is from RefSeq and is a predicted model, not a curated record.
GGUGAGCAAGAAGCCAUGGUCAAGAUUAAAUCUCGGGACCUGCGUGGCAAGAAGACGGAAGAGCUGCUAAAACAACUGGACGAUUUGAAGGUGGAGCUAUCCCAGCUUCGCGUCGCCAAGGUGACAGGUGGCGCCGUGUUGAAGCUCUCCAAGAUACGAGUUGUCCACAAAUCCAUCGCCCGUGUCCUCACUGUCAUUAACCAGACUCAAAAGGAAAACCUCAGGAAAUUCUACAAGGGCAAGAGGUACAAGCCUCUGGACUUGCGACCCAAGAAAACUAGAGCCAUGCACCGGCUCACCAAGCGCGAGGAGAAGCUGAAUACAAAGAAACAGCAGCGGAAGAAGAGGCUGUACCCGCUGGGAAGGGCAAUAAAGUGCAAGACUGGGGAGAGAGAG